AUGACCACAGAGACAAUCGUGGUCUCAACAACCGUUUGUCUUGUCACUGAGGAUUUCCGUUCUACCUCAACAGACUUGCCUGAUUCUGCAAACAGAGGUGCGGAAGAGAGCGGCGGGUCAUCACAAAAGCAAUCGACCACUUCUACUAUCGUCCAUACUCGAACUGCUACUAUAAAAGCCUGCCCUUCUGAUGUGGUCGAUUGUCCCGCCUCCGUGAAGAGCACCUACGUUACGACAGAAACGAUCGUGGUUUCCACUACUAUUUGUCCGGUCACUGCUACUGAAACUACCUCUUCGUACUCUGGUACUACUCCCAACCAUUUGGAGACAGCCGCCUCAAGUGUGUCCACGUCAACCGUCCUGGCCACCCUUAUAUCUACGAUGAAUGCUUGUCCGUCAACAGUCACAGAUUGUCCCACUACAUUUGUCAGCUCUGAGACUAAGGUUGUGCCUACUGUUUUGAUUACGGCGGAAUGGACAGUUAUCUCCACCGGCGUUGCCUCGGAAAUCACCGCCGGUGAAACUUCUGUAACCUUGACUGGCGCCGAAGUUGCAACCCCUGUAUAUGCUUCCUCGAUUACUUCCGGGCGUGAGACUCAUGGACAGCCUACCUCCACAAAAAGCACCUUUGCUACAUCUGCACCUGCUCAUUCCGUCUCAUCUAAAUUGAGAAUCGUCGGCACUGCGAGUCAAUCAACUACAGGCGCUGUCCGUACCGGCUCUGCUUCAUCCAAAUGGGGGCUGAAAUCUCUCCAUUGCUCUCUGUUCUUGGGUGUCGCCUCUUUCAUGCUUUUGUCAUUCCGUUAG
This is a messenger RNA of Penicillium atrosanguineum, 807 nucleotides long. RefSeq lists its product as uncharacterized. The record is from RefSeq and is a predicted model, not a curated record. NCBI's taxonomy places the organism in Eukaryota, Fungi, Ascomycota, Eurotiomycetes, Eurotiales, Aspergillaceae. The transcript has 2 exons. The coding region runs from base 1 to 807 and encodes 268 amino acids.